CCAUUUCGUCCGUAGCUGUACACUUGUUGUAAUUAAUAGCUUUGCUUCCGCAAUGCCGACUACGUCGUCGAUUCUACUGUUUAAGGAUAUACACAUCUUCCGUGUUCUGUUCUUUUACUCACUCAUCUUCUGCCUCUCAUUUGUUAUAAUUAUCUCUUUCUCUCUCGAGUUCAAUUCGUAUCUCAUCACCACUAUGCAAAAAAAUUAGAAUAUUACUCCUCUCCGUGAUUGAAGUUUUCCCUUCACAUUCUGAUAUUUUAAAUUAAAAGACGAGAUUUUUCUGGUAAAUUGUCAGAGCUAGUGUCUUAUAUGAUUUGUUGUUAUUUGAUUGCCUUCAAAGUUUCUGAUACUUUAGGAUUGUGUUUGGUUUAGAAUUUGAUAUUUUGAUUUUACAUUUCUUACAUUAAGAGCCCUUUAAUGGGGUUGUUCAAUGGUUCUGAGUAUGUGCCUCUUGGUGAGUUAUCUGCGCCAAGGGAGAAUCAUACAAGGAGAGUUUCUUUUCUUCCUUUGGUAUUUAUCAUCUUCUACGAGGUUUCUGGGGGUCCCUUUGGUGUUGAGGACACAGUGCAUGCAGCAGGUCCUUUGUUAGCCCUUCUGGGGUUCUUGGUUUUUCCAUUCAUAUGGAGUGUUCCCGAGGCUUUGAUCACUGCAGAGAUGGGUACCAUGUUCCCUGAAAAUAGUGGUUAUGUGGUUUGGGUCUCUUCUGCUUUGGGUCCCUUUUGGGGGUUUCAGCAAGGUUGGAUGAAAUGGCUAAGUGGGGUGAUUGAUAAUGCUUUGUACCCAGUUCUGUUUCUUGAUUAUCUGAAAUCAGCAAUCCCUGCAUUGGGUGGUGGGGUUCCCAGAACUUUUGCAAUUUGGGCCUUAAUUGUGGUCUUCACUUACUUGAACUAUAGGGGUUUAACCAUUGUGGGGUUUGUUGCUGUUCUUUUAGGUGUUUUCUCACUCCUUCCCUUUGUGGUCAUGGGGUUCCUGUCAAUUCCACACUUGAAACCUUCCAGAUGGUGUGUGACAAAUCUGGAUGAUGUUGAUUGGAACCUCUAUUUGAAUACUUUGUUUUGGAAUCUCAAUUAUUGGGACUCUAUUAGUACUCUUGCUGGGGAAGUGGAAAAUCCAAGGAGAACUCUUCCCAAGGCUCUAUUUUAUGCUUUGAUACUUGUGGUUCUGGGCUAUUUCUUCCCUCUGUUAAUUGGCACCGGUGCUGUUCCCCUCAAUAGGGAGUUGUGGAGUGAUGGGUACUUCUCAGAUAUUGCUAAUAUUGUUGGAGGAGUGUGGUUGAGAUUGUGGCUUCAAGCUGCUGCUGCAAUGUCAAACAUGGGAAUGUUUGUUACUGAAAUGAGCAGUGACUCAUUCCAGCUUCUAGGCAUGGCUGAGAGGGGCAUGUUACCUGAGUUCUUUGGCAAGAGGUCUCGCUAUGGAACACCUCUUAUAGGCAUACUCUUUUCAGCCUCUGGUGUGAUUCUACUAUCAUGGCUGAGUUUUCAAGAGAUUGUGGCUGCUGAAAACUUUUUGUAUUGUUUUGGCAUGAUUUUGGAGUUUGUUGCAUUCAUAUUGUUGAGGAUCAAACACCCCAAUGCAUCUAGGCCUUACAGGAUCCCGGGGGGAACAACUGGAGCAAUUGCUAUGUGCAUUCCCCCCACAAUUUUGAUUUUUGUGGUUCUGGCUUUCUCAUCCAACAAAGUAUUGGUUAUAAGCCUCAUUGCUGUGGCCAUUGGCCUUGUGAUGCAACCUUGUCUUAAAUUUAUGGAGGAAAAGGGAUGGAUGAGGUUCUCAGUUAGGUAUGAGUUCCAUGAUCUUGACAAUGAGGAGAGCUUGCACUCUUUUGUGAGUUAGACUUCUCCUGUUUGAAGAGAAAAUUACACUGAAUGCACAGAACCUGAAAUUAAAAUGCAUUUUGUCUAGUUACAACUUAAGCUGCGUGUCAAUUUUGUGAGUUUGUUGAUAGAACGGUAGGUUGGUCACUAGACACCUGAAUCAGAGAAUUAGAAUGUUUUAAGAAAUGAGUUUAUUUGGUUUCUAUGUAUCUAAUUUUCUUUUAAAUUAUAAAAUUUGGAAAUUCAUAAUGUAAUUAUAAUGCUGCCCUUGUAAAAAUGCCUCAACCACAAUUUUUUUUA
Molecule: messenger RNA, 2111 nt
Organism: Cajanus cajan (pigeon pea)
Lineage: Eukaryota; Viridiplantae; Streptophyta; Magnoliopsida; Fabales; Fabaceae
Product: putative polyamine transporter At1g31830
Biological process (GO): transmembrane transport
Cellular component (GO): membrane
Molecular function (GO): transmembrane transporter activity
Source: RefSeq, a predicted model, not a curated record